Molecule: messenger RNA, 6135 nt
Organism: Lachancea meyersii CBS 8951
Lineage: Eukaryota; Fungi; Ascomycota; Saccharomycetes; Saccharomycetales; Saccharomycetaceae
Source: the annotation of a GenBank genome assembly
AUGCAUCGUUCCAGCAAUUCAAAGUCUUCAAAGGGCCCCCACAACCGGUCGUCCAGCAGCAGUUCGGGAACUGGAAGCAUUUUCUCAAACUUGAAGAAGCUGACCACUGGCAACAGCGGUAACAAUGGCGAAAAAGACCACAGCAAUCAGAAAUUCGACAUCUCGGACAUUUCGUCGCCCAGCAAAAUAUCCCUGCCUACCACUGGCGAGUUCACCCACAAGCCUCUAAGCAAGCAACCGACCUUAAACCUGGCGAGCCUGUCAUCAUACACAGACGUCGGAAGCUCUCAUAACAGGUCGUCAUCUAAUGUCUCCGUGGGGUCCCCUACCAAGUAUUCUUACUCUCGAAGAGCUUCUCAAUGGUCCAAUAACGGGCCUGCCGGGAACGCCAAUGGGCCUAGACUCUCUCGCCAGCAGACAAGCCAGAGCUUAUCAUCUGCGAGCGUGUUCUCACAAGGCUCUUACUCGAAUCUUUCCAAAUUCAUGGGCUCAGAUGGCUCUAUACGUCUAGAGAAGCCACGAGACCCACGUGAAAUUGAGGAACUCUUCGAAGAAGUUCUGUAUAAACGGAACGUCUACCAAAGUCUGCCGCCAGCAGCUCAAAAAGAGCUCAAUGGCUACGAUCUGGACAAGAAAUGGCUGAUGGUAAAACAGGACUUACAGUCCGAGCUGAAAAAACUCAUGAACAAAAAAAAUAGCGGCAGGUCGUCCGCUGCUUCCACAAUUAACCCAACCGUCGCUAACACCGACUCUUUUUCGCCAUCAAACCCCAAUCCUGCAAAGUCUGUCUCCAUCGAUGAAAGUCUGGCAGGUCAGGACCGUUCUAAACCAUCUAUCUCUAACGUGAACGACCAAUUUUACGGCGCCAAAAACGGGAAUUCGAGUACUAAUACUCUAUCUCAAGAUCCUUCUCACCUUUCACCAGAUUACUAUGUGAGGAAAAUAAUAUGCAACGACAUUUCUGCCAAGAGACUGAAUGACUUGUGGGUCUCACUGCGAACAGAGCAAUUAGAUUGGGUUCUUGGUUUUUUGGACGCUCAAGGUCAAGUGGCCAUCGCAAAUGUGAUCACCAAAACGUGUUAUAGAGAGACUCCCGAGAACCUUUUGAGUGACGAAGUUCUUGACAAGGAAUUUGCCUACUUCAAAUGCUUAAAAACAAGUUUAAACUUAAAGGAAGGUGCUGAUGAAGCUGUGCUGUCUAAUAGUGCCAGAAUUAUUAUUUCUGCCAUUGUAGAGGGAUUGCUAUCGUUACGUGUUGCAACGAGGCGAAUAGCCUCAGAGCUGCUACUUUCAUUGAGCCAAUGGGCCGUUCCCGGUGGCUUCAAUCACAUCAUGAAUUCUCUGGAAGAAGAAUCUCGAUUUUGUGAUAACGUUCAUUUACAAGCUCGUCUACUCACGAAGUCCCCAAAUAAAAAAGGCUCAGUCGAUCAACAUGCCGAUGAAGAUGGUAAUCGAAUCAUGAAAAAGAUGGAACAAUGGAUGCUUGUUGUUGAGUUCACGCUGGAUGGUAGAGGCAAAAUGGGUUCUUUGGUCGGUGCAUCAGACGACUAUAAAACCUCAGGCGGAGAGAACGCUAUCAUGGAGUAUGCAUACCUGACAAUCCUUCUUAUAAACCAUCUCUGCAAAACCUCAUUUGAUGUUAAACAGAGGACGCUUGUUCGCUCCCGUCUAAAGAACGCAGGGCUUUCCAGGAUCAUCAAUAAGAUGAAGUUGCUCAAUUACGAAAAGGUUGAUCAACAAUUGACUAUUUUCGAAGACUGCACUGCGGACGAUUUUGAUGCGCUGUAUGCACAAAACUCUGAUAUCGAGGGAGUCGAUAUGAAAGAUCCAGUUUCCUUAGUGCAAAGCCUUUGGAACCUUUGCAAAGGCUCCGAAGGAGAGCAACAUUUAACUUCAUUACUACAAAAUCUUUUGAUAAGCGCAGGGGAACUAGGGGUCAAAAGUAGCGAGAACUCCACUCAAAGUGCCAAACAAUUAAAGCUGGUCGAUGCUCUUAUCUCGAACGUCUCAUUAGCUUCGGUAGACGCACAAUCUUCCUUCAACAGUGCUCUGCAGAGACUUUACGAUGCAAUGCAAACGGACGAAACCGCAAGGCGAGCAAUUCUGGAGAACAGGGACUGGGUGAAACGCUACGAAGAGAUCAAAGCUGAACGCGAUAGUUUACAAACCAAAUUAGCAGAUGCAGAAGAUGGUCUUGUUGGCCAACUACAGGAAGAACUGAAGCAGAGAGAUCGUAUUCUAGAGAAAGGCCAACGAGUCACAUUUCAGCUUCAACAGGAGCUUGGCGAGCUGAAAAAGAAACUCAUCUUGGCCAAACAUCAGCAUGAAGUUGAACUUAGGAAGACCCUUACAGCUUUGAACUCCCAGCCGCAGAAUGAGACUGCAGAAGCAGUUGUGAUCAGCAAUGGCCCACCAAAGCCUCUGAAAUCGGAAAGAAAGAUGGCGAUACAAAAGGCUUUACAAGCUAAGCUAGAAUUGACAUCUCAAGAGAUCAGUGUUGAAUCCAGCAAACAGGAAUUUUCUGUCAAGCCUAACAAGAGAUUAAGGCUCUUGCGCUCUCGUAUGGAAGACAUUGAAAAUCAAGCGCGAGAACUAGAGAUGACCAAUUUCUCGGAGUAUCGCAACGAAAACGAGAAGGAAAUAACAGAAGAACCCCUACAACCGACGGAGGUCGCUGAGACAGCUCCAUCGAGCUCGCAGAAUUCAGUAGCAAAGCUUCAGGAGCUUCGCAGCAAGUUAGCGUUGCUCCAAGAGGAAAGUAAUGAUAUUUCCAAGUUUAAUGUUGAAGGCAGGAUGAAUGAGAUUUUGGUCGACCACAGGUCUGCUGCUCUAGACCGACUAAAGAAGCUCGAAAACGAUUACAAGGACUUCGGGAUAAGCUUUGAUCAAAAUGCUCCAGAUGACCUCCCAAACCUGGAUACCCUUCCUGCUUCGAAACAAGGACUAAGAACUCUGGAUCCUAAGGAAAUCAAAAACAUAAAUGAGGAGGUAUCCACGAUCCUUACCGACCUAGAUGCCUUGAAGGCAAAGGGCCCAUUACGUGACAGUGCUACUUCGGAGCCUACUUCGACCUCAGAGUCGUCUGAGGAUGAGAAAGAAGUAUCGACAGCUGAGAGUAAUGAGGCACCAUCCGCCUCCUUUCUGGAAGGACUUUCACAGAAAUACGGCACUGGUUUGGCGACCAACUCCAACUAUCGUUCUGCCAACUCGGCGAGAGAUUCGACAUAUCCUGGGAGCGGGUAUCACAGGAAAUCGUUUAUCAAUCGCGUCAAAAGAUCGGAUGCAAUACCAUACUUGAAUGAACUAUCUGGUAGAUUUGGGACGACGGGCACAUCAACAGAUGAGUCCAACAGACCCCAGGAAAACAAUGCGAAGCUCGGUAUCGGCAUCUUGGUCAAUGAGAAACCUCUUUCAACUAUCAAUGAUCAGUCAAAGGAGAUUCACUCAUCGAUCAAUGUUGCUUAUAACACUACUGACUCAAAUAUUCUUGAUCAUGCUUCCAACCGUAGAGUCAAGAGUGGGGAGCAAACUGAGGAGAUGGAUGGCAAAGUCAGUCAUACCAAAACAGUUCUGCUGUCAUCAUCAUCACCAUCGUCACCAUUACCAUCAGCACCACAUUUGCAUCCACAAACAGAAUCACAAACAGAAUCACAAACAGAAUCACAAGCAGAAUCACAAGCAGAAUCACAAACAGAAUCACAAACAGCAUCAAGAAUACAAUCACUUCCUCCCUCACCACCGCCUCUCCCCCCACAGCUGUUUGCGAAACAGACUAAUUCACUCACCAAUAAUCCGAUUAAGAAUGAACAUUCCAGCACAGCAACCUCUAAAGCCGCCGCCACUUCGUCCAAUAUACCACCACCUCCUCCAUUUCCUCCUUCAAUGACACCUACGGGUUCUCGAGGCUCAACUCCUCCUCCUCCUCCUCCACCACCUCCACCACCUUUUCCCGCAAACGCCAGUAAAUUCUCUUCCAAUGGUCCACCCGCUCCUCCUCCUCCCCCUCCCCCGCCACCUUUCGGCAGUAUUUCAGGAAAGACAAAAAGCGUUCCCCCUUCGCCUCUGCUUCCACAGUCUCCAUCGCUAUUUGAGAAUUAUCCUCGUCCGACAAAAAGACUCAAGCAGCUACACUGGGAGAAGAUUGAUGAUGCCGAGGACUCUAUUUGGAAAAAUGCAAAAGCUGAAAAGUUCGCGGACGAUCUAUAUGAGAAGGGCGUUUUAUCUAGAUUAGAGAAGGCGUUCGCUGCAAGAGAAAUCAAAUCGCUGGCUAGCAGAAAGAAAAAUGACUCUGACAAAAUUUCUUUCCUAUCAAGAGAUAUAUCACAGCAGUUUGGUAUUAAUCUACACAUGUUUUCGUCACUGACGGUUGAAGAAGUGGUUACAAAAGUUCUUAGAUGUGACAGAGACUUUCUAGCCACCCCAAGUGUCAUUGACUUCUUAUCAAAGCAAGAGAUUGUUGAAGUCUCGAACAAUCUAGCAAGAAACUUUGCUCCUUACACUGUCGACUGGGAAGGGGUCAAGAACGUUGAUGAGUCGAAGCCACCAGAAAAGGAUCCCUCGGAGCUCCAAAGAGCUGACCAAAUUUAUCUGGAGCUCUUUGUCAAUCUCCAAAGCUAUUGGUCCUCUCGCAUGCGUGCAGUUAAGGUCAUAACAACUUAUGAAAAAGAUUACAGUGAACUGGUGGAGAAAUUGAGAAUGAUCGACAAGGCUACAUGUUCCAUUCAACAGUCUGACAGCUUGCGUAACAUCCUAGACAUUAUCUUGGCGGUUGGGAAUUUCAUGAAUGAUUCCUCGAAACAGGCGCAAGGGUUUCGGCUUGCCACACUACAGAGGCUCACUUUCAUCAAAGAUGACAAAAAUAGCAUGACAUUUCUACAUUACGUGGAAAAGAUUGUAAGGGAAACAUAUCCUGCGUUCAAUGAAUUUAUCAAAGAGCUUGAGCCCGUGGCUGCGGCAGUCAAAAUCUCGAUUGAGCAAGUGGCACAAGAAUGCAAAGAAUUCUCUCAAGCAAUCAUCAAUGUAGAGAGGUCAAUUGACAUCGGCAAUCUCAGCGAUCCUGUCAAAUUCCAUCCACAUGACAGAGUACUGAUGAAGGUCCUACCGGUUCUUCCGGAGGCAAAGAAGAAAGGAGAGUUACUAGUGGACGAAAUGAAGUUGACGCUUCUGGAGUUUGAUAACCUGAUGAAACUGUUCGGUGAAGACCCAGUUGACAAAUUCUCUAGGAACUCAUUUUUCAAGAAAUUUGCGGAUUUCUUGCUGGAGUACAAGAAAGCUCAAGCGUUCAAUCUAAAAAUGGAGGAAGAGGAGAGGGCUUACGAACGGAGAAAAAAGAUGGUUGAGGAACAACAGAAAAGAGCAGACGAAAAAUUGAAUCAAAACGACGCACGAAAUAUCGAAACUGGGGACCGUCCCGCUGCAGGUGGAGACAGAGACGUUAUGGACAAACUUUUGGAGAAACUGAAGAGUGCAGGUCCUACAAAGAACGAUCCUUCUUCUGCGCGUAAACGAGCCGAGGCUCGCAAGAAGCUUCUGCAAGGCGGGUCUCAAAAUGGAACUAUUUUAGACAAUUUUGACGCAGAUGGCGCAAACGGCAGGCUUUUUUCACCCCCUCACCACGGCGGUGAUAUAGCAGAAGAGAACGAACUUCAAGCGUCACCAACUCCCGAUCCCAAAAUGGAGAAACUCAUAUCCGACGAUGCCCCAGACUUUUCUCAGAGCAGAGCAAGAGAUCUUCUACUCGAGCUAAGAGGAGCCGAAUCACCCGCUAGCAAGACCGCCGUUGCAGAUCACAGAAAGUCGCGCUUGAAAGCAAGAAGGAACAAAGAUAGCGUUGACCUCACAUCCACCUCCGAAAACAGAUUGAAAUUUGUCGCCUCGAAAACUGGCGAAACACAGGAGGAAGAGACCUUGCUCACUGGAUCUACUCCUUCUGCAAAACAAGAGAUUAGCGAUUUAGGUCAUGGUGUAACGCAGGCUGCCUCGAAAAGCGAGCCACCGACAGAGGUUAAAAAUGGUAUAGACACCAAUAAUGGUGACCAAGCUCAUCUCAGAAAACUCUUGACAAUGGACAAAUCCGAAUUGAGGGAAAGCGAGAAUACUUCAGAUUCUGACAGUGCAGAAUAUUUAGAUGCAUAA